AUGAGAAAUGAGGUUGCAGUUUCAUUUUUCUUCUGUAUUGGAAUUGCUUCCGGAUAUAUAGUUCCCUCGAGCAUUAUUAAGAUUACGAAACAAGAAUUGGCAAAAAAAGCAAUAAAUUUAGGAACAACUGAAAGCGGGGAUAUAAAGUCUUUUGGUACCAAAUUGUCAAAGACCUUAAUCCCAAAUCUUGAGAAUUCAAAAAAUUGCAUUGAUGAUUCAGAAAUAUUGAGUCAAGGUGCAGCAAAUCCGAAAAAUAUAAACGAGAGAUCGUUUAUCUUUAUACGUCAAAAGUUUAAAACACCUAUGCUUAAUUUAUUUCAUUCACAAAUGCAAAAUCCCAAUGAUAUUCUACAUGAUUUACCAAAGUCUAUAAUGACAAAUUCAGAUAAUACUGGAUUUGAAGAAUUAAGUCAAAGGUUUUUAACACUGAACAUAGUUACCCCUGCAAAAGAAAUCGUAGAUAGUUAUAGAAUGGCGAAAGCACUUGAUAAAACUCAGGGUACAUUAUUAACUAAAUCAUGUAACAAAAAAAUCAGUGUGCAACAAGAUAACAAAAAGUAUGGAACAAUGAACCAAACAUCAGAAACGAAAAUUCAAGACGUAAAUAAUGUUUCAAAUGAACAGCGUGAAUACCUUGAACUUCUCAAAACACCAUUGGUGCGUUCUAAUAACAAUGAUGAGGAAGUAAAAUCAGUACUACAAGAAACUGAACGUCAGGCAUCUGAAGCUCCAAAUGCACAACUGCGUCUGCGUAAUCACAAUACAAUUUCGAAAAUAUCAUUAGACUUAAGACAAAGUUUGGUAAAAAAAUAUAAUACGGAAUAUUCACAUCCCUAUGAAUCCAAACUUACUUUUUUUAAGAGCGAAUUAGCUAAUCAACAUGAACAACGUGACAGUACAUUUAUUUUAGACGAUGAUAUCGGUGGGAAAGUCAUGGAUGGAAGUAUCGACGACGAUCAAGGUUGGGAUCAAUACUUAAAAAACGCCUUAGAAGAAAAGUCAGAGGGAAGUGAGGGAAAGGGAGUUCCUCAGGAUCACAUAAAUAGAAUCCAUUAUUGUCAUGAUUGUAAUAUUAAUAAGAAUACCUAUAAUAAUCGAAUGCAAAUCGAGUCAGAUUGUAAAUGUGGUCAUCACGUAUAUUUAAGAGGCCGUCCCAAUUCGGAUGAUCAAGAUAAAAAUAUGAAAUCAAUUUCUACUUUACCUUCGGAUAAGCGACAUACAACACCAGGUUUAGACAAUAAAAACAAAGAAAGUAAUGAAGACAAAACUGGUAUCGAUGUAACGAUACCAAGUAAUGCACUUUUUAACUAA
Messenger RNA from Parnassius mnemosyne (clouded apollo), 1311 nucleotides. Lineage: Eukaryota; Metazoa; Arthropoda; Insecta; Lepidoptera; Papilionidae. The record is from the annotation of a GenBank genome assembly.